This is a messenger RNA of Solanum dulcamara, 1119 nucleotides long. Its product is annotated as ethylene-response factor C3-like. The record is from RefSeq and is a predicted model, not a curated record. Gene Ontology annotation, biological process: ethylene-activated signaling pathway; regulation of DNA-templated transcription. NCBI's taxonomy places the organism in Eukaryota, Viridiplantae, Streptophyta, Magnoliopsida, Solanales, Solanaceae. The coding region runs from base 122 to 826 and encodes 234 amino acids. The transcript has a single exon. Gene Ontology annotation, molecular function: DNA-binding transcription factor activity; DNA binding.
GUUUCCAACUCCACUAUUUCUCUUUCCUCAUCCAAUAGUGCAUCCUAUAUAUAAAUAAUCCAAGUUACUCAACAACUUUGAGACUCUCUUGACAACCCAAAAAAACACCAAAAAUUAAAAGAUGUCAAGCAACUCAAUCCCACUAGAGAUUGACACUUCAUUUUCACAAUCCAAGUUGUUCUUCUUCCAAGAUCAAUCACCAACAACACUAUGGAGUAGUCAUAAUGAUCUUUUCUUGAAUGAUCCAUUUGUUGAUGAUAAUUAUGAUCCUCAAUAUUCACCACUAAUUAUACCAUGUGAUGAUCAUCAAGAAAUAGUUGUGGAAUCCUCAAACACUACUACUACAACAACAUCAAAAGCAAGUAGCCAAAAUAGUCAUCAUCAUGAUCAAGAAGAGGUAACAUCUCAAGAGAAAAAACAAGAAGAAAAACAUUAUAUUGGAGUAAGAAAAAGACCAUGGGGUAAAUAUGCAUCAGAAAUUAGGGAUUCAACUCGUAAUGGGAUUAGGGUUUGGUUAGGAACAUUCGAUACUGCUGAAGAAGCUGCUUUAGCUUAUGAUCAAGCUGCAUUAUCAAUGAGAGGUCCUUGGUCUCUUCUUAAUUUUCCAAUUGAAGAUGUCAAAAAAUCACUUGAAAAAAUUGAGUAUUCUUGUAAAGAUGGAUUAUCUCCAGCUGCUGUUCUAAAAGCUACUCAUAAAACUAGAAGAGUCAAGCACAAGAGGAGUAGUAGAAAGAAUAAUAAGAAUAAUAAAAAAUUAGAAAAUGUUCUUGUUUUUGAAGACUUGGGAGUUGAAUUAUUAGAAGAGCUUUUAAUGAAUUCAUCAUAGAAUGUUAUUAUAUUAUUGUGUCGAAAAUAUUGAGUUCAGUUUUCAUGAGAGAUAUAUUUUCUGGUGAAUUUAUAUGUUAUUGAGUUAUUCUGGCUGAAAGAGAUGGUUCGGAUAAUUUCCAAACAUGGGAAGAAAGACGAUCAAGAUCUCACGAUAUAUGAGUUUGUAAAUUUCUUUUUUGUUUUUAAUUCUGGGUUUCUCGAAGAUUUUAGAGUAUAGUUUCAAGAAGAGCUUUUGUUCGUACAUAUAAAUUUGUCUUUUUAUUUAAUUUUUAUUCACUUUCCUUGCUGUUG